AUGCGCGGAGCCACACCUGUGAUUUGGGUUGUCCUUUUCACCUGGUGCGGCUACCACGCCGCGAUUUGUGAAGCGCUUGGCGGCGACAGAGGCCGCGUGGCAUCGCAACCUUCGAAAACGCAGAACAAAGGCCAGAAGCUGUCUGAGGACCUUUGUGGCUGGUUUUUCUGUAACAAGGGAACGAGUCAGCGCAUCGAUCCGAACGCUUCGUGGACAUCACAGCAGGCCUGCAGUCGUACAACAGGCCGAAGCACUCUUGAGGAGCGCAAUGACUACAUGGCAAUGUCAGAAGUGCUGGCAAUGGGCCAAGUCGUCGGCACAUUUCUGUCAGAAAUGUGGCACGGCCAAACCCCGCUACACGGGAGAUCCGGAACUGGCCACUCCAUGGAGAGGCCACCACUCAGAGGACCCCAGCUGGGAUUGGUCAGGCUGGCAGCCAUCCUCGCCGCGAACCAGGCGGCCGUCCGCAAGAACAACCCUGGUGGCAAGGGACUACAGAAUCCCAAGGGCAAAGGGAAGCAUGGAGGGAAGAUGCCUGGAAAGGGCCAGGAAGGCUCCGUGGCGCAAGCUGCGGCCACGGUGCCCCAGACCUCUGCGUUACCUUCGGCUCCAGCGACCCUACCUCCUUCGAUGCCAGCUACGUCGGCCCCCUCAGGGGCGCCGAGCGCACCCACUUCAGAGCAGCUACUGCUGAGGGCGCUGGUGGCGCAUGUGCAGAGCCAGGAUGGUGUGCCGUCAGAGCUAGCGCACCUCAUGGGGCAGUUCCAGGACGAGUCGCACAAGGCUACUGGACGUACCCUCCACAAGCUGGUCUCGAAGCAACAGGAGGCACGGAAGGGACUUUCCAAGGUCCGCGCCGACCGGAGUGCCUACGAAGGGGCAUGGUCCAGCUACCUCUCCCACAUGGUCCAGCUCUUGGAGAAGCAGCUGGAGGAUCGGUCGACGACACUAGCAGCAUACGAUCAAUCCGAGGAUGCCUGGCAAAAACAGCUGGAGGAGUCGACAGCGGAGUUGGGCCGACAUGCGACCCAGCCCGAGAGUACGGAACGUUCCGAGCCGAUCGACGUGGACGCGGAGAUGGAGGCACAGGAGCAGAUGGUGGCAGACGCCGCCGAGGAGGAAGCCAAGCUGGCAUUGAAGAGACAGCUUGCCAGGGAGCAGUCGGAGUCGCAAGCAAGGGAGGUUUUGCAUGCGCUCAAGACUGCUCAGGCUACGCUUACCGCGCCCUCGUUGGCUGUUCAAUGGAGACAUUCUGUUGAAAGCGACUACGACUACGUGGAUGGUCUCAGGGCUCAGCUUUUGGGACUGGUCGUGGCGCAUGAGGUUCUCUUUCAGAAGGCCGGUUUCUUGCUGGUGAGUGAUGAGGACCCCAGGAUUGCAACUGGGCUUGAACAGCUCUGUACAGGAUCUGUGCUGUCGGUAGAUGACUCUGUUUUCUGCAUGGGGCAGGCUUUGUCAGUCUCCGGCGGCCAGGGAAAGGUUGAGGAAUCUGGAAAGUCUCCUGCUGCCAGCAUGGGUUCUGACGGCGCAGUUGAGACCGAUGAGGAGGGCUCCCUAGUACCCAGCUACUGUGAGACUGGCACCUCCUAA
This is a messenger RNA of Symbiodinium sp. CCMP2592, 1590 nucleotides long. NCBI's taxonomy places the organism in Eukaryota, Dinophyceae, Suessiales, Symbiodiniaceae. The record is from the annotation of a GenBank genome assembly.